AUGGGAUUCAUUCACACCCGUUUAUCUUUAGAAGAAAAUUUUGCAGCGUUACGUUUCUGUGCCCAACCGCCUUAAUCCCCACCGUCUCUCUCAAUUCCCUUCCUAGGGUUUUCCUCUCUAUCUUUCCCUUCAAAUCAAUUCCAAUCUCUCUCUGAAGUCGAAGCGAAGCGAGACGAGACAAUGCGGACAAAGUGAUCACAGACUUUAAAAGCAGUGAAUGAAAAAACGGAGAGCGAUCAUCUUCCUCAUUUCGUAUCCCCUCUUUCUGACAUUCACACCGGCACCGAUACAAGUGGCACAAGGCAGAACUGAAGAGCUGCUCCUACAUCAGUGCCAAAAUAGCUACUUCUUCCUGGAGUUCCAGUGCUUUUAAUACUCGCAGGAUUUGUCAUAUGGUGUACUUACAUGAUAUUCGUGGUUAAUGACACACCAAAAGGUUGCAGAUAUAUUGGACAGAGAUGGAUAUUUCUGGCCUCUUAACUUCUGCUGGUAUCAAUACAGGCUUUUGUCUUGUGGCUUUUGCACUAUACUCCGUUUUGAGAAAACAGCCCAGCAAUGCAAGUGUGUACUUUGGACAAAGGCUUGCUCAGUUACGGGCAAAACGCAACGACCAUUUCUCUUUUGACAGAUUUGUUCCAUCCCCUAGUUGGAUAGUAAAGACCUGGGAAGCAUCUGAAGAAGAAAUAUUAGCUUCUGGGGGCUUGGAUGCAAUGGUUUUCCUCAGGAUUGUUGUUUUCAGUAUCCGAAUCUUCUCCAUUGCUGCUGUGAUUUGCAUUUUUCUUGUGCUUCCAUUGAAUUAUUUUGGGAAAGAGAUGCGGCACCGGCAAAUCCCUGCAGAGUCAUUGGAUGUGUUUACAAUUGGGAAUGUCAAAGAAGGAUCUCAGUGGCUUUGGGCUCACUGCCUUGCAUUAUACAUCAUAUCCUUCUCUGCUUGUGUCCUUCUUUACUUUGAGUACAAAAACAUCACAAACAAGCGGUUGGAUUAUAUUGUUGGAUCUUCUCUGAAUCCAAGUCAAUUUACGAUUCUUGUUCGUGCCAUCCCAUGGUCUCCAGAAGAAUCAUACAGUGAUUCAGUGAGAAAUUUCUUCACAAAUUAUCAUGCGUCAAGUUAUUUAUCCCACCAAAUGGUUUAUCAGACGGGUGCAGUUCAGAAACUAAUGAUUGAUGCAGCAAAGAUGUACGAGAUGAUCAAGUGCAGUCCAUCUGAGCCACACUUUGGAUCAUGUUUGAUAAGAUGUGGCCUUUGUGGAGGAACUAAACAUUCUUUUAAGAUCCUUUCUGGUGAACAAGAAAGUAUUAGGGGGGGAAGUGGCUUUGUCAAUUCAGAUUUAAGAGAGAAGGAGUGUGGUGCUGCUUUGGUUUUCUUCCGGACUCGCUAUGCAGCUUUGGUUGCUGCACAGGUUCUUCAAUCACCAAAUCCCAUGAUAUGGGUCACAGACUUGGCUCCAGAACCAAAUGAUGUCUAUUGGAAAAACCUUUGUAUACCGUAUAGAUUACUUUGGAUUCGUAGGCUAUUAACUCUUCUGGCCUCCAUCGGUUUCAUGAUUGUGUUUGUUAUUCCUGUGACUGUAGUACAAGGCCUUCUUCACCUAGAGGGUCUACAGAAAAGAUUACCAUUUCUGAGUGGAGCUUUAAAAAGCAAGUUUAUAAUCCGCAUAGUGACUGGGUACCUUCCAAGUGUGGUAUUGGUUUUAUUUCUGUAUACUGUUCCUCCAACAAUGUAUCUGUUUUCAACAAUUGAGGGGGCUAUCUCUCGUAGUAGCAGGAAAAAGAGUGCAUGCUGCAAAGUCCUGUAUUUCUUAAUCUGGAAUGUUUUCUUUGUAAAUGUUCUAUCGGGGAAAGUUAUUGAGCGACUGAGUGUUGUUUCUAGUCCCAAAGAUGUAACCGCCCAACUUGGCACAGCAGUACCAACACAGGCAACAUUCUUUAUGACUUACGUUCUAUCUUCAGGUUGGGCAAGCUUGUCAUUUGAACUCCUGCAACCUUAUGCUCUUCUUUGCAACUUAUUCUACAAAUUCAUUCUCAGAAACAAGGAGGAUCCAUGCACUUUAUCUUUUCCGUACCACACAGAAAUUCCAAGAGUUCUCUUGUUAGGGUUCCUUGGCUUCACCUAUUCUAUAAUGGCACCUCUAAUAUUGCCCUUCUUGCUGGUUUACUUUUUUCUUGCUUAUCUCGUGUACCGUAAUCAGAUUCUCAAUGUAUACGUCACAAUGUAUGAAAGUGGGGGAAAGUAUUGGCCUAUUAUGCAUAACACUACAAUCUUCUCGCUGGUGCUGACACAAAUAAUAGCCAUAGGGGUCUUCGGACUGAAAGAAUCAACAGUUGCAUCAGCUUUCACCAUUCCGCUGAUUAUCCUUACACUCCUCUUCAAUGAGUACUGCAGGCACAGGUUUUACCCAAUAUUCAAGGACAAUGCUGCACAGGUUCUUAUUGAGUUGGAUCGCAAAGAUGAACUAUGUGGGAGAAUGGAGGAGAUGUAUAAGAAAUUUCCUAAAGCUUAUUCUCAGUUUCCAUCAACUUCCAAUGACUUGUGUAAAGACAUUCCCCUAAGCCAUUGUGAGGAUAGAGAUGGCAACACCAGACUUCAAGACCUAGCGGACAUUAAGCCAGGAAACCUACCCAUCCAAUCAUUGGUUGUUCGAUCAACUUUGGAGAUAGAAGAAUUGAACUUGAAGUAGCUUACCUUCAAAAAACCACCAAAAAAAGGAAAAGAAAAAAAUAAAAUAAAAAAAAAAGGUCCAGAUUUACUGUGCUGCGCAUAAUUGAUUUUUUAUAUACAAAAUUCUUCCCAUGUAUUUUUAUGUCACCACUAGAAUGGUGGUUUCCCUGGAAGAAACUGCUUGUAAGGAAAAAAAUUGGCGAAUAUUAUUUUAGGCCUUGUACAGAAGAUAGCUCCAGAGACAUUAAUGGAUGAAAAACAAGUGUUUGACAUGCAUACAAAUGAAGCUCUGUUUUUACAA
Molecule: messenger RNA, 2960 nt
Organism: Camellia sinensis
Lineage: Eukaryota; Viridiplantae; Streptophyta; Magnoliopsida; Ericales; Theaceae
Product: hyperosmolality-gated Ca2+ permeable channel 2.1
Cellular component (GO): plasma membrane
Molecular function (GO): calcium-activated cation channel activity
Source: RefSeq, a predicted model, not a curated record